This is a messenger RNA of Biomphalaria glabrata, 8497 nucleotides long. RefSeq lists its product as uncharacterized. The record is from RefSeq and is a predicted model, not a curated record. The coding region runs from base 473 to 1825 and encodes 450 amino acids. NCBI's taxonomy places the organism in Eukaryota, Metazoa, Mollusca, Gastropoda, Planorbidae. The transcript has 5 exons.
ACUCAACCCUGUGGCGUCAUAACAGGCUCGCGCGCAGACGAGUACAAUACUCUCUGCCCCAUUUCAUCUAAAGAGUUGGCCAGUAGCAGGAGUACGUCUUUGAAUACGCGCGUCACGUGAUUCUUUACCGUCUGCCACAUUGUUAACUAAAAUUUUAGAUUUUAUUUGUUUAAAUAUUUAUAAUUAAGAAAAAAAUCGUUGGCUAAUUAAGAAUGAAGAUUUCUGGCUAUAUGAAAACUCAUCGAGUCUUGUGUUAUUCUGAUGCGAAACUGAACUAGAAAAAGACAUUGUUUAAUUCUAUAUGUGUUUUGAUGUGGCUAUGUGGCUGUCCUACUCGUGAAUUGAAGGUUGCAACUGAACUAAAAAUCGAAAGACGCGAAAGAAAACUAGCUUCUACUUCAUUAGCACUGAAGGAUUGCUAUUUUUAAGUUGUUUUUUUUAUUUUAAUGUGCUAUUAAGCGAAAACCCUAUAAUGAAAGCAUACAAAGAAAGAUCAGGUCUAAACGACUGUACUUCUAAACACCAGCAAGAAACUUCUGAUCAAAAUUCUGAGUUAAGCAUUCCAAGAAAUAAUGGAGUCCUACAGCCACAGAAUCACCAGAAAAGGUCCAACUGCGAGUUCAGACCAGACCAGUGUUUGAGCCAGACUAAAGAUGCAGACUUUAAACAUCAGCCUGAAGCGACAACUAUAAACUAUACAAAGUCCCUGGCAGACAAUCAUGUCUCAACCAAAUCCUUGGCAGCUGCCUCUAAAGAGCUACCUGUUGCAGGCGUCGAACAGCAGCAGCAUAUAGAAACAAGAUCUCAACGCCACUCAGACGCUACAUAUACAGAUCAAAAUGAUGGGCGCCUGAAGCAAAGCUCUCAGUGCAUCUCUAAACACCAAUCCGGUGGUGACAUCUCUAGACACCAAUCCGGUGGUGACAUCUCUAGACACCAAUCCGGUGGUGACAUCUCUAGACACCAAUCCGGUGGGGACAUCUCUAGACACCAAUCCGGUGGGGACAUCUCUAAAUACCAAUCCGGUGGGAACAUCUCUAAUUACCAAUUAGGUGGGAACAUCUCUAAUCAGCAAUUAGGUGGGAACAUCUCUAAUCAAUAUUCCCGAGGUGACAUCUCUAGACACCAAUCCGGUGGUAACAUCUCUCAUCACCAUUCCGGUGGUGACACCUCUAAUCACCAUUCCUGUGGUGACAUCUCUAGACAUCGUCACAGCCUCGAUUGCACCAAACAAAACCCUAACUCUGACAGAUGUGAGCAGUACGUCUGUAGUGGAUUGUCUAAACAUCGUUCAAGUUGUGAUAGUUCUAAAUAUUCCGACUCCUCCGAGGGCCGAGACCAGAGUCCCAAUGCCAACAAGAAAUCUGUUAUAAUUGCGAUGGACGGAAGUGGACAUUCUUUCUAUGCUUUUGAUUGGUACAUGAGUCAGAUGCACACGCCAGAUACCGAGGUCAUCGUAGCUCAUAGUAGCCACCAUCACAGCAAGCCAUUCUCUCACGUGCAGAACUUAAUGCCUUCGGUCAUCACAUCUGACCACUCAUCCAUGUCCAGGAUUAUCCAGCAAGAGGAAGAAGAGGUGAACAAGAUUGUGGCCCAGAUUAAAGGGAAGCUGACCCAAGCAGGGGUUAGAGGGAAGCUACUUCGACUUACAGGGGAGCCAGGCGCCGCCAUUAUUCAAGCGGCACAAGAACACAAAGUGCAUUGCAUAGUGACAGGGUCACGUGGUCUAGGCACCGUGAGGAGAACUCUGAUUGGCUCCGUGUCGGACUAUAUCCUGCACCAUUCGCACGUUCCGGUUUUGGUGUGUCGACAUAAGGAAUCGUAGUUUUAAAAUGUAGAAUGUAUAUUUCUAAUCUAAUAGAUCUAGAUCGGGGCAUUGGGUUCUUGAUAUUUUGUAGCUUAACAUAGACUUGCUCUGUUUUAUAGACCUACAGAUCAAAACUCCAAUAAAUAAUAAAACAUAUUUUACAUCUAGAAUCUAGAGAUUUUGACAACAUAAUAGGCCUAUAUAUAUAUAUAUAUAUAUAUAUAUAUAUAUAUAUAUCAUGGGCGUAGCCGAGAGAGAUUUUAAUACUUAACCAUCACUUGCACCAGCGCAGCCAAGGGGGUUUUGAGUUUAAAUCCCCCCCCCUUUAAGCGGGGUUGAAGCUAAGAAAAAUACCUUUAUACCUCUUCAAUAUAAAAAAAGCAAAUUACACACUCAAAAUUAUAUGAGCGUAGCCAAAGGGGGUUUUGACUUUACCCCCCUUCAGCGGGGUUUGAAGCUAAAAAAUACCUCUUCAAAAGGGGAAUUUACACAUUAAAAUUCUAUGAGCGAAGCCAAGCCGAGAGGGGUUUUGAGUUUGAACCCCUCUACUCUAUAGGGCUUUUUUAAAAAAGUUUAAAACCUCUCCAGAUGGUUUUGAGUUUUAAAUCCCUCUUACAGAGAGUUUUGAGGCUGAAAACUUCUCUCUUCAAUAUUAUUCUAAAGCAAACUAAAUUUGCUAAUUUCUAUGAGCGUAACUAAGGGUUUUUUUUACUUUGAAAAAAAAAAAAAAACUACAGAGAUUUUUUAGUUUAAAACCCCCCAACAGAUGAUUUUGACGAUAAAACUUCCCUUUUCGAUAUAAAAUAUAAAUCAAACUACAGUCAUCUAAUUUCAAGAGCGCUAAUCAAGAGAGGUUACAAAUUUCUAUCACUGGAGGGGCUCCAUUAAUAACGUGCAGUGAAUAUUCAUCGGCCGAAAUUAAAAAAGACUAAAUAUGACUCAACAAAGAUGGCUAAGACGGAUUUUAGGAGUCAGUUAUAGAGAUCGGGUCUCAAACAAGGAAAUCCUAUGCCGAAAUGGAAGUCAACCACUUAGUAAGGUUGUGACAGAGCGUAGAAAAAGGAUUUAUGGGAGAUGUUCUCCGACAAAAUGAAUUAGCCUACACAUAAUUACGAGGAAAGCGCAGACAGGGAGAUUCUAGUACAAAUUCACGCCACACUUUCGUGGAGGACCUCAGAGCAGAUGGGAAGAGGCUUCAGACAUUGCCAGUGACAGAAUUAUGUGGAAUCAGAUUUCCGCCCAAUGCGCUGAACGGCGCGGGAGGGUCUAAGUCAGUAAGAAUAGCCCAUUAAGUUUUUGAAAUAAAACUUUUUAAUAGCAGGAUAAUGCAUGUAGAUACCUCAGUAUAUGUAUUUUGUUGGCUUUUAAUACCGGAAAUAGUGUUUGGCGGCGGGGCUUCUCCCCGCGCUGGGGACUCCCCCAGACCCCUUUUCUAGCCAGGGGCCGGUAGUCUACAAUUUUUCCACUAUUUCCAGGAAGAACCUAUUCUAGAGUACAAUAAACGUCUGCCGAAAGAAUGUAAUAAAGAUUAAUUGUUAACACACACACACAUAUGCAUAAAUAUAUAUAUAUAUAUGGCGGGGGGGGGGGAGAAAAAAUUCCCCCCAAAACCAACCCCCGAAAAAAAUCAUGGCUACGCCCAUGAUAUAUAUAUAUAUAUAUAUAUAUAUAUAUAUAUAUAUAUAUAUAUAUAUAUAUAUAUAUAUAUAUAAAUAUAAAUGUGUGAUAAGUAAUACUUGUUUGUUAAUUAAAUUUGUUCUUUAAUAUUCGGGAAAUAUGUUUUCCUUGGCAGUGCGGAACCAAACACACAUACUAUUGUGGAAAUAUUAGCGCUGUGAAAUUAAUUAUAACAUGAAGUCCCCGCAUUCUUCAAUUCGGAUACAAUCAAAAUAAUAUUGUUACUUUUUUUGGGCGUGCUUAAUGUCUUUAAAGCCCUUUGGGAGUCAAAUGUGUGAACAGACAGAAAACCCAGGCCGUUUGACCUUUGUAUGAUCUAAAUGGGACAGAACAAGAGCUCAAAAUUAAAAGCGGAUUUACAUCGGGGGGGGGGGGGGAGUGCGCUAAAAGAAAGACAUUGAUAAAUGGUUGUGGGCAAAGACAGUAAGUGAAAUGAUGCCAAUAGGAUUUCAAAACUUGACAAUCAGUAGAACAAUCUCGUUUCUCUCUUGAACCCACUUCUACUACAGUUCCAUCUAGUUACAGCCCACGUGACGUACUUCAUACUUCAUAGAAGUCAUCCUCGCUAUCUAUAAGUACUAGAAUGUUUUAUAGAAGUCAUCCUCGCUAUCUAUAAGUACUAGAAUGUUUUAUAGAAGUCAUCCUCGUUAUCUAUAAGUACUAGAAUGUUUUAUAGAAGUCAUCCUCGCUAUCUAUAAGUACUAGAAUGUUUUAUAGAAGUCAUCCUCGCUAUCUUUAAGUACUAGAAUGUUUUAUAGAAGUCAUCCUCGUUAUCUAUAAGUACUAGAAUGUUUUAUAGAAGUCAUCCUCGUUAUCUAUAAGUACUAGAAUGUUUUAUAGAAGUCAUCCUCGCUAUCUAUAAGUACUAGAAUGUUUUAUAGAAGUCAUCCUCGCUAUCUUUAAGUACUAGAAUGUUUUAUAGAAGUCAUCCUCGUUAUCUAUAAGUACUAGAAUGUUUUAUAGAAGUCAUCCUCGCUAUCUAUAAGUACUAGAAUGUUUUAUAGAAGUCAUCCUCGUUAUCUAUAAGUACUAGAAUGUUUUAUAGAAGUCAUCCUCGCUAUCUAUAAGUACUAGAAUGUUUUAUAGAAGUCAUCCUCGUUAUCUAUAAGUACUAGAAUGUUUUAUAGAAGUCAUCCUCGUUAUCUAUAAGUACUAGAAUGUUUCUUGUUUCAUUGUUAAGAUUUACUUUAUUAUUUGUUAUUAUUUACUAAAACUAAUGGGAACGUGUACUACAUUUAUAAGAAAUUAUCUGAAACAACUAGCCAGACUAGACUCGUAUCAAUGAGCAACUGUCGUAAGAUUGAAGCUAGCGAAUGUUGGUUAAUACAAUACAGGGGCGGAUUGGGUAUCAAAAUCGGCCCGGGCAUUACCAUAUAAACCGGCCCACAAUUGGCAUGUCAUAUAUUUUCGGUAUGGGGGGGGGGGUUAAGCCCCCUCCGCAAUUUAUAUAUAUAUAUGUGUGUAAUUAAUCUUCAUUACAUUCUUAUCUUUCAUUCUUUUAAACUUUUUUUCUACUCUAGAAUACUCUCUUCCUAUAAUUAGUGAAAGGUAGUACACAUUGCCAAGGGACAGCUACAGCUAGGUAGUCUGGGGGAGCGCCGUAAGCUCCCCCCAGUGGAGUCAUUUUUUUCAUUUUUUUAAGCUUUAAAAAAUGCAUAUUCUGAGGUAUCUACAGUGCAAUUAGCCUACUACUCUUCCGCUAAAAAAAUCAAAAACUAAAUCUUCUGUUCACUGGAGUCCAGCGACUGGUAGAAAAUGGUAAAAUGCUUUAUUUUGUAUUGGAAAAGGGGGGAGGGGGAACCACAAAACCACUUUUGGCUACGCUCGUGAAAUUUGGUGACUGUAAUUUGCUAAAGUUGGCUGUACUGGGGCAGUAGGUAAAGUUUCCCUUUCAGACAAUGAGAUCUGAGGCCAGUGAUGGUUUGAAUUCCUCCCCUCUCGGCUACACCCAUGUGUUUUAUCAUAGGUGUAAGCCUAAUUCUAUUCAAAACAUAUAAAGUUUGAUAACGCAUCGAAAACUGGAUGUAUGCUUUCGUAGGCUUACAUAAUGUAUUCUAUUUAUAGAUCUACAUGUAUGUAGUCUGAAAACUAUAAACACUACAAUAGCAGCCUUAAUGAGUUUCAAACUUUUUGGUAUUACUUAUAGAUUACAGACGUUUCUUCAAAAAAAAAAUAAUUAGGUCCUACGCAUUUCACGUGUCAAUCUAGUCAUGCAUGUUGAUCUGUGACUUAAAAUAUGCUAAAUCAUUGGUUUUCCUGCCUGACAACCCAUUUAUUUAAAGUGGUAUCACAACAAAUACAAAACUAGGGGUCUAUCGAGCCGUCAUCCUCCCUACAUUGCUCUAUGCCUCAGAAACAUGGAUAGUGUACAGUUAACAUGCAUAGAAACUGAAUCACUUCCACCUGACAUGUCUGUGAAAAAAUACUGAAUGGCAAAUGGCAAGACAAAAUAACAGAUACUGAAGUCCUUCAAAGAGCGGGUCUGCAAAGCAUCCACACCCUGAUACAGUCCCAGCUGCGAUGGGCAGGUCACGUCUACAGAAUGGAAGACCACCGCAUCCCUAAACGACUCUUGUAUAGCCAACUAAGUGAAGGAAAGCGCUCUUAAGGUGGUCAAAGAAAACGCGUCAGGGACACCCUCAAAGCUUCUCUGAAGGCGUUCAGCAUAGACCCAUCCACCUGGGAGGCACAUGACAGAGCAUCAUGACGUCGCGCUGUGAAAACCGGCGCACAGGUUGAUGAGGAAAAGAGAACAAAGCUGGCAGAAGAAAAAAACGCCAGAGAAGAAAAGCAAGGCCAAUGACACUAGCUCCAUCUGGAAUAACCUGCCUAGUGUGCGGCCGAACAUUCCGGGCUCACAUAGGUCUCACCAGCCACACGAGGAGACAUAAAACCCCAGUGCAAGGCCCUCAGCCCCCUGGAUGACAAAGUGGUCAUAAUCGAACUACGAUGGACGAACUAUAUAUAUUCCUUUAAAAGAUAAGAGAAAGCAGAACGGUUAGAGAGGUAGGCCUACUUCUAAAUGUGAAAAGCUCUUGCUUCGUCCUAGUACAUUCUCAAAAAACGAGAUUUGUAUAUGAAUAUAGAUCUAUUAUUUAAAAUAUAAAUGAUUCUAAAUCUCCUUUCAUUAAAUAUCGGAUGUGACAGCGCUAUAUAAAUUAUUGUAAUUAUUUUAAUAAUUUUCAUCAUCAUUGACUUUAUACUAAGCAUAAGUUUGCCGUUAAUCACAACGGUAUAAAAUUGAUUUAGAUCUAGAUUUAUGUUUUAAUUAAAUAAUUACUUUUUUGUGUAAGUUGUAAGUGUAGUAUCUUUAGAUCUAUGUUAUUACAAAUAAACAACAAGAAACCUACUUCUUCUUUUCAAAUCGCAGAAAGUAGAACUUUAUACCCAUAUUGAGCUAUGAAUAAGUUGGGUGGUUUGCAAUUUCGCGGCUGUUUUUAUGUGUUUUGCCGCGUUAUAUCAAUGUUUUCUUACUUAUCCUUUCCCAUCCCUCUUUUUCGUUAACUUUCAUGGAAAAAACGGGUGAGGGAAGGAGCAAAACAAAAAUAGGAGUGCCAUCAAAGACCCAUGCCGACCAGCAAAAUGAUCAGGCCAAACACAGUCUCGAAGACAUCAAAGUAGUGUUGAAGGCCAUGCCGCUCAUGCAUAGCAGAAAGUACGGUCUAACGUUUUACAAAUGAUAAUACGUACAGUUAUAUUCUUAAAGUUAUAUUCUUGUUGAAUUUCAAACAAAAUUAAUUGUAAUAAUAAUUUAAAAAAAAAAAAAAAAAGAAAACAUAUUCGGGCCUUUGUGUCUUGUUGCUGUCACUUUUUUUUUUUUUAAGUUGUUUGCAUUGAAUUUUUUUUGCUUUGGUCCUGACCAGACCGGCCCAUUUGGUACCGGCCCACCGGGCAUUUGCCCGUUUGCCCAUAUAGCCAGUCCGCCCCUGAUACAAUAAUUACUCUGCCUCGGGACUUCUGACAUCGUCAAACUCUCGUGUGGAAAUAAUGACCUUGUGGGGCUUAUUAACCAAUGGAUUCUGGACAUUGACAAUGUCAAGAGAAACAAACACUUCAUUACUCCGAUAGGCUAUGUGUCUAACACACUGCAAGCGGUCUGGGACGAGGCUGUGACCAAAGAGUAGACCUUUGAGGAGUGUGUAGUAGUAACUAAUAAGACGUAGAUAGUGUAAAAGACUAACCAAUAAGUCAAACUACAAGUGUGAUUCGCGUCUGGGAGUGUUGACGCGGGGGAGGUGGCGGGGGAAGGGAGAUAAAGCACUGGCUACCUCUGAAUGUUCUCGGCCCUCUAAGACAAAAUUGUAUAAAAAUGUCUGCUUUGGUCAACCCACUAAUAAGUCAGGUGAUGCAGACGUAUCAGAAAAUAAGGAGGAGAAACGUACUAUUGGGGGAAACGAUUUCAAGAAUCUUUACAAAGCCAACAAAAAAAUAAAAUUAAAAUGCUGUAAAUUAAAGGUCUGCCGUCUUGAUCAAAAACCGUAUACAGUUUAGAGAGUUAAAGUGUGCGCGCUUCUCUUGAGGACACCACGUGAUUCUCCAGAGGUCAUUUGUUCAUCCUCCUACCCGCCCUUUUACACACACACUCACACACAACCUUUGUGGUGUUUAUCUACUUGUCUCUAGUGUGAUAUACUUUUGUAAUGUUUUUAAUAAAUGUUUUAAUUAACCAGAAAAGGACUUUUGCUUGUUACCAGGUGACGUUAUUUGUGAUUUAUUAGACUUCCUGUAGACUUGUAAAUAAGGCCAAAAAAAAUUGUUUUUCCUGCCAUUGAUAAAAAUCUGUUUCUAAUUGGUACAGUAUUUAUAUAAAUAAGUAAAAUAUGAAAAUACAUUUUUAAAAAGUUAAUAUUGAGUAAAAUUGCAUCCAUUAUUUAUUUUUAAUCAAUCAUAUAAUUAAUUUUUAAUAGAUCUAUGGCUAAUUGUGCUACUGGUAAUCUUUUUAUUAAUUUUCUUUGUUUUGCGCAACUUUCAUACUUACAGCAUGCUCAGUGCGUUCUAGUCCGAGCACUCUUG